AUGGCUUCUCCGUCGUCGCCAGCCCUUCCACCACUGCCGUCAUCGUCGGCUCAGGUGCCACCGUUCUCUAAACCACCACCAACAGCAGCUUCAUCCGGGAAUAACAAUAACAGCAAUAGUGGCAUGCAGCUCCCUCCAUAUUCAGCAGACUUGUCUCAGAAAGAGCGGUCAUUAGCGGCAAGCAUCUUGAUUGCCCUGGCUGACCAGCAGAGAGAAGAGCACGAGGACAACAAGCUGCAGCAGCAGCGAGACCAGGAGCGAAACAGAGAGCGUCAGCAGCAGCACCCGUCGUCCACGUCACUGCCGUUAUCCCUACCGUCACCGCAGCCGCCGUUGUUGUCGCCAUUACCACAACACGAGAGGCGGGGGUCAGAGCGACCGACUACCCCUUUGGAGCAUUACUCUCCUCACCACCAACAUCAGCACCAGCAGCACCAGCAACAUCAUUUGGCAGCAGGACGCGGCAGUAGCAGCGUGCGAUCCUCUCCCGAGUACUUUGGUCACCCUCAUCAUCAUCAACAACGUCAGCAACAACACCAGAACCCUCGCUAUCACGAGGACGAUCGGGAUCAUCGGGAACAUUGGGACCAACCCCACCACCACCCCUCUUCUCCUCAGGACGACCACCACCGCCAUCAUCGAGACUAUCGGGACCCCCGAGACCACCGUGAUCAUGCUGACCACCACUGGACCUAUGCCCAGACGAUGCCUCCCCGGAAACGACACCAUUCUGCCUGGAACCCUUCUGAGGGUGCUGCACGACCCGCGUCUUCGCCUCUAACACCUCAUGAAGGCAGUCGCCCCAGGCCCGCCUCCCAAUCAUCAAGUCAUCAUCACCAUCACCCUGUCAACGGUGACGGGCUUGGUAUUACAAGUAGCAGCAGUCCAGCAGGAGCAGGAGGCAGGACUGGACCCCCCAACAGCAAUGGUACAGUCAAAAACGGGACGACACAUUCUUACUCAAAGACGGAACAUUCGACGAGCGUGUCGUAUACUAUCACCUCAACCAGCGGAGCCAAGUUGCCGCCACCUAGCAGUGUUGCUACCACCACGCCGGCAUUGAAGCGCGUCGCGUCGUCUUCGCCGUCCUUGACCAAGACCACACUUUCUCCUUACCCAGCCCCUCCUCCUUUUACAACGCCCUCACCAAAAUCGACCUCUUCGACCCAUCCACCACCACCAACCCCUUCCUCUGUUGCCCAAGCCCAAACAACAGCCGAACGUCGUCGCACAUCCACAACCACAACAACGGCAACCCCGACUCCCGAACAAGAGACCCCACCUCCUACCUCGUCUUCUAUGCUCAACGGCGUAUCCAUUACCAACACCACAGGAACGCCACACACGCCUACAGAAGAAAUCGAGGAAGAACUGACCAAAAAACGAUUUAAGAACACCUUGGCCGCGCGUCGAUCCCGCGCAAAGAAGGUCAUGAUCCUCGAACAAGAACGUCUCCGAGCCACUGAACUCGAAUCCGCCAAUAAGGCUCUUCAGAUACGUGUUGCUGUGCUCGAGGCUGAGCAGAGGCAGUGGCAAGUGGUCAAGGAGGCCCAGGCUUUGCGGAUAGUCCGGUUAGAAUCUGAACUUGCGCGUGCGAAGGAAUUAAUAAAAGAACGGGAAUGA
Linnemannia hyalina is the source of this 1623-nucleotide messenger RNA. The record is from the annotation of a GenBank genome assembly. NCBI's taxonomy places the organism in Eukaryota, Fungi, Mortierellomycota, Mortierellomycetes, Mortierellales, Mortierellaceae.